UCCGAUACUUUUCACAGCUCCGCUCUAAUUCACUUAUUCCACAUUUCGCCUAAUCACAUUACUUUUUGUCCUAUCAAUCGAAAUCAAGAGAACUUCAACCACAAGUUAAUCUAAAAUGCCGGACGCAGUGCAACAGUGUUUCGUAAGGAGCUUCAUCGACUACCUGAAGAAGCAGUUGGACGCCAUGUCUCCGGACCAAAGUGAGAGCAUCGAGGUGGCGAUUCAGUGCCUGCAGGCGGCCUUCGACGUGGGCGAUGAUGUGGAUGAUACGGCGCAGGACGCCGCUGGCCAGGAACAGGCCACAUCACAGAGCAGCACAUCGAGUGCCCCCGGCGGCGAUGCGUUAGCCAGCGGGAGCGGUCCCCCAAAAAACAUCGACAUGUUCGAGCUCUUCCAGUCGCUGUAUAUCGAACGCAAUCCGGAAUCCCUGGCCCUGGCCGAUAACAUUAAGAACGAGGGCAACCGGCUGAUGAAGGAGUGCAAGUAUAACGAGGCGCUGUUGCAGUACAACCGGGCCAUUGCCUUUGAUCCCAAGAACCCGAUCUUCUACUGCAACCGGGCGGCAGCCCACAUCCGACUGGGCGACAACGAAAGGGCCGUCACCGAUUGCAAAUCAGCCUUGCUGUACAACACCAACUACAGCAAGGCGUACUGCCGCCUAGGCGUGGCUUACUCCAACAUGGGCAAGUUCGCUGAGGCGGAGCAGGCGUACGCUAAGGCCAUCGAGCUGGAGCCGGACAAUCCGGACUACAGGAACAACAUGGAGGUGGCCAGGAACGCAAGGAAUCAGCCGCCACAGUUGUCGCAUUUGACAGACGGUCUAAACGCAAUGCUGGCCAAUCCCACGGUUAGGAAUCUGUUCAGCAACGCCGAAAUCGAUCUGGAGCAGCUGCAGUCGAUGACCCAAAAUCCGAUGGUGAUGAAUACGAUUGGCCAGCUCUUCGCCAACAUGGGUCAGCCGAAUGCCGGAGCAGGCGGAGCUGCUCCUGGUGCCGGUGGUGCCCCUGGAGCUCCCGGCGGUGUCCCACCCCAGAUCCCGGCCAUGCCCAGCGACAUGCUGCAGCUGUUCCAAAGCUUCGCCACCCAACUGGUUGGCGCCCAGCCCAAUCCAAAUGCCAAUCCUGGCAAUGGACAGCAGCCGGGCAAUCAACCUCCGCCGAGCAUCUAGUGGGCAAGUAAACGUAGCCAGGAUCGGCGGCAACACAGAUUAAGUUUUUAAGCUGAAACUAUAAUUACUGUAUUUAUAAUGUUUAAAAGGCUUCUAUUACGCAAAUACAUAUAUAUUUUUAUUAAUGGUAAUAAAUAUAUACAUCAAAAGCAUUGCGUGGCCUUGCAAGAGCAA
Molecule: messenger RNA, 1342 nt
Organism: Drosophila rhopaloa
Lineage: Eukaryota; Metazoa; Arthropoda; Insecta; Diptera; Drosophilidae
Gene: Sgt
Product: small glutamine-rich tetratricopeptide repeat-containing protein beta
Exons: 1
Coding region: 116-1168 (350 amino acids)
Biological process (GO): post-translational protein targeting to endoplasmic reticulum membrane
Cellular component (GO): TRC complex; membrane
Molecular function (GO): protein binding; molecular adaptor activity
Source: RefSeq, a predicted model, not a curated record